Molecule: messenger RNA, 3279 nt
Organism: Nothobranchius furzeri (turquoise killifish)
Lineage: Eukaryota; Metazoa; Chordata; Actinopteri; Cyprinodontiformes; Nothobranchiidae
Gene: entr1
Product: endosome associated trafficking regulator 1
Biological process (GO): positive regulation of cilium assembly; regulation of cytokinesis; positive regulation of protein localization to cilium
Cellular component (GO): early endosome; midbody; centrosome
Source: RefSeq, a predicted model, not a curated record
UUAGAAGAACGGUCACGUGGUUCCACAGCCGACAGUGUGUCCGGGUCUGCUUGCUUCUGAGAGCAGAGGUCCCACCGAUGACUGCUGAUAGUAGAACCGAACCGAACCGGAAGCGUGUGGGUCCGUCAUGUCCCGACGGAGAGGCGGUAAAACUCUGAUCAUCGCAGACGAUGAGGAGGAGCAGCAGCAGCAGCCGGAGGAGCUGAACCCGUUCUCCUUCAGAGAGUUUCUGCGCUGCAAGGACCAGGACCGGGAUCAGAACCAGGACCGGGAUCGGGACCAAACACGUGGGAAGGAGAAGGAGGGGGGGCGGAGCUUACAAACAGGCGCUGACAUCAUCUCCUCUCUCUACACUGAGGAGAAAGAGGAGACCAGCAGGUUCUGCUCCAGACAAGAGCGAGACGCUGCCAGUGGAGGAGAAGGAGAGACCAACGAAGGAGAUGAAGGGACCUCCAUGAGUGGAACAGCCCCCACCUGCAGAGGGCAGAGUGGGAGCAGCAGUCACAUCCAGCAGCUGAAGGGGGAGAACAUCUCCCUGAGGAGAACCAUCAGGGAGCUGCAGAGAAGCGCAGAAGUCGACCGGCACAGGCUGGCGGAGCUGUCGGAGGAGUUGCUGCAAAGGAGGCGUCGGGAGGAGAAGGAGGCACAGGACCUGGAGAGCAUGGUUCAGUCUGUGGAGCAGAACCUGCAGCUGAUGACGAGGCGAGCGGUGAAAGCAGAGAACAGCGUUUCCAGACUGAAGGCGGAGCUUCAGCAGCUCCAGGUGGAGGCGGAGUCUCUGAGAUCAGAGAACAACGGUCUGAAGGCAGCGGAGUCUCGGAUCAUCACGAAUAUGAGACAGAACGCUCAGGCGGCUUCAGAGUACCUGGAUAAGACGGCGAACCACGCCCACUCCUCCAUCCAACAGCUCCUCAGUGAGGCGGAGACGCUCCGUUUGGUUUCUCAGCUCCUGCAGUCCAUUGAUAGGAUCUCCUCCAUCCACACAGACACCUGACCUCUUCCAGAACACCUGAGGACAAAGGGAGACGUUGUCAUGGAAACACAGGGGUCAGAGGUCAGCAGUUCUGGGCCCCAGUAACUGUGGACUGGCAUUAUCACCUCGGGGCUUUGGGUCUUCCAGCUGUUUGGACUUCAAGACAAAUAAGCCCUCAAUAAAGAUGUGUGCCCUCUUGUGGCCAAAUAAAGCACUGCACCGGCACGUCAGACCAGUUACAAACGUCCAACCUCUGGACUCUGAUCCACGUUCGAUCCGUUCGGAUCAUUAUUAGAUAAACAAACCUCCCACAUGUCCGUAACUUAACUUGUGCUUUUCGAUUCAGGUUCCAAAAUACCAAGAGUUAGUACAGGUGUGUUCAGGAAACACUCUGGUUCCCCCACUGGAUCAGUGAAAGGGUUCCAGACUUUCUUUGGAUUUCAUGACAGGAAGUAAACGUUGCUUCUACCAGCUGCUCCGGAGAAACUGAAGGCUGUGUGUGAGCUGGUGAAGUCUGUUACCAUAGUGAGAAGGAACUCUGGAAUGAGGACUGACCAAUGCUAGAUGGAGGUAGAGUUCUCUAAUGACUUCGGGAGCAGGAGCAAUGUGGCUCUGGUACUGGCUGCAGAAUAGUAGACCAGCUCUUGAGCCUUGCUUACGUGCUGUAGGGGUAAGGGAGUUUGCCCAACCAGUCCACACGUGUUUAUAUAGAUUUGGGGACAGCUUAUGACCAAAUGCCCAGGGGCGCUGUAGGAGGAAGCCAGGGAGCAGGAGGUGAAUGGCCCUCUCUCAAGGGCCAUUCAGUCCAGGUAGAAGAGAGGGGAUAAAGUUUAAAUGAAGACCUGAAGUGACAUGGCCCCAUCUCCUCAGUCUGACCAGGACUCUAUACCAUAACGCUUGAUCACUAGAGCGCCCUUAGCACAGCAUUACAUGACAUAACCCUAACCCACACAGACAAAAUAGUCAAAUGACAUAAAAUAAAUGAAAAAGAACAAAAUUUGCCACAAAAUUCUAAUCUACAGAUUUAAAAUUGAACAACCAAGGUGGAAAGAAAGAUGUCAAAGCGUGAGUGAAUUCUUUAUGGUUUCGGAGGUAAAGGCCAGGGAGAAGUUGCGUGUUUUCAGGCGUGAUUUAAAAGCAGCAGCAGAGGGCGCUUGCCUGACCUGGAGAGGUAGUGAGUGCCACAGUUUUGGGGCACAGGUAGAAAAAGCCCCUACCCGGCGGGUCGUUAAAAGUGCCUCAGGGAUGGUGAGGAGGAGCUGCAGACCUCAGAGCAUGAGGGUGGUAGAAAUGGAGGAGAUCGCUCAACAGCCGGACUGUCCAACGAUUUGAAUACAAGAAGCAGAAUUUUGAAAUUGAUCCUGAACUGAACGGCACCAGUCAGGAGCGUUGCUGCUGUAUUCUGGAUGAUCUGAGCUCUGGGUGGGCUGGAGUCUCCGAAGACUUUGGCUUGAGAUAAUAAUAAUUGAUUUUAUUUUUAGGCGCCUUUCAUGAGACUCACCUUAAAGUAAGACAAGAAAGAAGGGGUGUUGUAGAGAAAUAGAGCUGGGUGUCGUCUGCAUAGCAAUGGAAAUUUAUAUUAAAUUUAUGGAAAAAUUUUCCAAGAGGAAGAAGAUAGAUAAUAAAUAGAAGAGGCCCCAGGACAGAACCUUGGGGAACACCAGAUGUGACAGGAGUGGACACGGACUAAGCCGUGAUUGUAAUUGAACAAACUGAGUACGGUUAAACCAGUUUAAAGGAGUGUUUGUGAUUCCAAUAGUUUCCAGUCUGUCCAGGGAUCACAAUCAGAGGUCAUAAUCCCGACUGGAGGACACUGUAGCGAUGUUUAAGCCAGUUCUUCCUCUACAGCAACUCCAUCACAGCAAGAGGACUUGGUUCUCAGGUUGUUCAUGGAUUCAGAAUGUCUUGGCUGUGCAGGGGGAGGGUCUCCUCUGAAUCUGGGAAAGUCAGCAACAUUUCUUCUGUCUCACUCACCUCAGAGCAGAGUUCUGGGAACAUCUGAGUCCGGAGGAGUAAGGCAGAGCCUCGAUCCCGUUUCAGCCCGAUUAACCCAAAACCCUCAGAAGGGUCACUUCUCUGAUUGGCUUCACAGAAAGUAAAACAGCAUAAAUCAGCUGAUGGGCUGGAGUCAUCUGAGCCGUUUAGGGGAACUUACAGUCAGCUUUCGCUCUGACAGCAGAAGAUCAAAGACAUCUGCUUUCACACGACCAAUUCAGGAAGAGACGUUCUGCUGAGUUCACCUUUGGUUUUGAUCCCACAUGACCUGCAGUGACCUUUGUAGAUGAAAAAAUAAAAUGAGAACUUUC